AUGACAGAUCGCCAACCAGGGUACCAUCAGCCUGGACUUGGGAGUUUGCCCAACGAUCCCCAGGAAUUCGGAUACACAAACGAGUGCGACGUCCCAACGAGCGCCGCGUUGACGACAGGCUGGGACCACUCGCAAUGUCCUACCCCACACCGGGCGCACACCUCACGAAAUCCCAGUAUCGACUCGCUGCCGCAUGGUAAGAAGUCUGACGAUAAAGAGCAGCAAUCACAUUCGCCAGCGCACGGAAAGCUCGGCAUCAGGGAUCGCAUCCAGCAUCUGACCUGGGCAUGGUUCACGACAACGAUGAGCACGGGAGGGUUGGCCCUGGCUCUAGGGCAGACGCCACACCAAUUCGCUGGCCUCCGAACGAUCGGCAAGAUCGUCUUCAUCCUUGACCUCGUGCUCUUCGUCACCCUGGUACUGUCUAUCGUCACGCGUUUCGUGCUCUGCCCCCGCGCCCUGAAGGCCUCCUUGACGGACGCCACCGAAGCCUUCUUCUUCCCAACAUUCUGGCUGAGCAUAUCCACCAUCAUCAGCAACACGCAGGUCUACGGCACCCCGGCGACAGGGCCCUGGCUCGAGACGGCACUCCGCGUCGUCUUCUGGACCUACGCAGCCUGCACCAUCCUCGUCGCCGUCGUCCUCUACCUCGUUCUCUUCUCCACACCCUCGGUCCACACCAAGUGCGGCCCCUCCACCGCCGCCCCCAGCUGGAUCCUCCCCGUCUUCCCCGUCAUGCUCUGCGGCACGCUCUCCGGCCUGCUCGCGCCGCACCAGUCGUCGCCGACGCACGCCCUCGCCAUGAUCGUCGCCGGCGUGUCCUUCCAAGGCCUCGGCUGGACCGUCUACACCGCCGUCAUGGCCCUCUUCCUGCUCCGCCUGCUGCACGCCGGCCUGCUCCCGCCCGGCGAGCGCGCCGCCAUGUUCAUGAUGGUCGGCCCGCCCAGCUUCACCGCCCUGGCCCUCGUCGCCAACGCCAACGCCCUGCCCGCCGCCCACCACUACUUCGCCGUCGCGCAUCCCGGCGCGCGGGACAUGCUGCUCGUGCUGGCUACCUGGGCCGCCGUGUUCCUGUGGAGUCUGGCUUUUUGGUUCUUCGGCCUGGCGCUGGGAGCGUGUCUGAUGGUGGUGCCGAGGGUGCGUUGGACGCCGAUGUGGUGGGCAUAUGUGUUUCCCAAUGUGGGCUUUACCAUCGCCACGGUUGAGGUGGGGAAGGAGUUGGAUAGCGAGGGUAUAUUGUGGGUUGCCAGUGGGAUGACUGUAGCGUUGGUGGCUAUGUGGCUGUUUAUUGCUGUCGCUCAGGUUAGAGCCGUUGCUAAGAAGAUGGUGCUCUGGCCUGGAAAAGAUGAAGAUAGGAAUGAGCCGCAUGUGAGCGAGAUGUUAAAGGGUUACCCAAAAUAG
Molecule: messenger RNA, 1401 nt
Organism: Diplodia corticola
Lineage: Eukaryota; Fungi; Ascomycota; Dothideomycetes; Botryosphaeriales; Botryosphaeriaceae
Product: c4-dicarboxylate transporter malic acid transport protein
Exons: 1
Coding region: 1-1401 (466 amino acids)
Biological process (GO): malate transmembrane transport
Cellular component (GO): membrane
Molecular function (GO): malate transmembrane transporter activity
Source: RefSeq, a predicted model, not a curated record